AUGAUUCAUGCAACCCGUCCAUUUGUCGUGAAUGAGUGGAUUCAGACAAAGAUUGAAGGCUAUGAAGUUUCUGGUACUGUUAAGCAUGUGGGGUGGUGGUCACCAACAAUUGUAAGGGGUGAAGAUUGCCAAGCUGUUCACAUUCCAAACCAUAAGUUCACAGUGAAUGUAAUUAGAAGGAGAAAGUACCUCGACUGCUACAGAAACAAAGAAGAAGCACCCGUAGCCAAAACUCCGUGUGUGAAUGAGGGAGAUUGA
This is a messenger RNA of Ilex paraguariensis (yerba mate), 258 nucleotides long. Lineage: Eukaryota; Viridiplantae; Streptophyta; Magnoliopsida; Aquifoliales; Aquifoliaceae. The record is from the annotation of a GenBank genome assembly.